CUGCUGUGUGUGUGAGUUCGGUGACAUCAACAAGACACGCAGAUCCGUGUUCUCUGGGGGGGACUGACAUUAACUCACACAUAAUCAAGACCCUUGGGACAUCGCACAGCUCUUUUAGACAGCAGAGGGGAAGAGCGUCGCUGCUGCUCAGGGAUCUGGUGUAUAUUUACAGCAGUUUUCCAGCAGGUGUUACUGAAGGAUCUAUCACAGACUAUCAGCAGGGUUCAUGAAACUUUGCUACGAUUUGCGAGCUCGGGCUGCCAUACAUAAUGUUAAGGUAAAGCCUAAAGCAGCUGUGUUGAACAUGCUAAAGCGGCUGGACAAAAUAAGAUUCCGUGGUCCAAAGCGAGAUGACUUCCUGGAUCUACCCGAGUCCCCCACGGGAUCGGACACUGAAUGUAGUGAUGACAUACUGCUGAGACCUCGACCUUCAAUACGAGACAGUGACGAGCAGAGAGACCCUGCUGGUUUCGGGACUUUGUCUGUCAUGCAAGACCUGAGGAGCGAAUCGGAACGUCUCAAUGAGGUCAAGGGUCAUUUGGAAAUUGCCUUACUGGAGAAACACUUCCUACAGGAGGAACUGCGGAAGCUACGAGAAGAAACCAAUGUGGAGACCCUUAAGCAGGAGUUGGAAAGAGAACGCAGCAGAAGACUUGACCUGGAACAGAAGAUGAGUGAUGUGCUGAAGACCAGGUGUGAAGAUUCUCCACCUCAGCCUCCACGGAAGCAGCAGCCUCCUGCAGCUAACGGCACAGACAAACAGCAGAAAGAGACGGUGUGUUCGCGGCUGCAAAGCUGGCUGUAUGAUCGGUUCGGGGUUUAUAUAGAGGAUUUUCGCUUCCAGCCUGAGGAGAACACGGUUGAGGCUGAGGAGCCACUAAGUGCUAAAAGAUUAACAGAAAAUAUGCGACGACUUAAAUGGAGUGCCAGACCGGUGACAAAUUUCUUACGGAAUCUUUCCGCCUUAUCCAACUGGCACUCAGUAUAUACAUCAGCGAUUGCCUUCAUUAUUUAUAUGAAUGCAGCAUGGCAUGGCUGGGCUAUUCCUUUGUUUCUAUUCUUAGCCAUUCUGAGGUUGUCAUUGAACUACCUCAUAGCCAGAGGAUGGAAAAUUCAGUGGAGUAUUGUGCCUGAAGUUUCUGAACCUGUGGAACCUUCAAAGGAAGAUCUAACUGUGUCUGAAAAGUUUCAGUUGGUUCUCGAUGUUGCACAAAAAGCACAGAAUCUUUUUGGUAAGAUGGCAGAUGUUUUGGAGAAAAUCAAAAAUUUGUUUAUGUGGGUUCAGCCUGAGAUCACUCAGAAACUGUACAUCGCUCUGUGGGUGGCCUUCAUCUCCUCUUGCGUCCUUCCCUACAAGCUGAUGGGUUUCAUGAUCGGGCUUUACGCGGGCAUCAAGUUCUUUAUUAUAGAUUUCCUGUUUAAGAGCUGCCCAAAACUCCGAGACAAAUACGACACUCCGUAUAUCAUGUGGAACAGCCUGCCCACCGACCCUCAGCUGAAAGAACGCAGCAAUGCCACUGUGUCACGACGGCUGUCUGGGUGUGAGAAGAUCCAGCCUGUGGUAUCACGGAGUAGUUUAGCUACCAUCCCGGCCGGAGUGACCCGAGAGGAAGAGAGUGGCCGUUCCCACAGCACAAAGAAAGGAGCAUUCCAUGAGAUCUUCAACCUACCUGAGAAUGAAAGACCUCUGCCCGUAUGUGAGAAUGGUUGGAGAUGCUGUCUGAUAAACAGAGAUAGGAAAAUUCCAACUGACUACAUUCGCAAUGGGAUGCUCUAUGUCACUGAGAACUACCUGUGUUUUGAGAGCUCCAGCUCAAGAUCAGGGUCUUCAAAGAAGAACAAAGUCAUCAAACUGGUGGACAUCACAGACAUCCAGAAGUACAAAGUUUUAUCAGUUCUGCCUGGGUCUGGAAUGGGCAUUUCUAUUGCCACUCCGUCAACACAGAAGCCACUGGUCUUUGGUGCCAUGAUACACAGAGACGAGGCCUUUGAGACAAUUUUUACCCAGUACAUGAAGAUCAUGACCACAGCCAACCCUGAGACGUAACUCACCCUUUAUCCUUCUGGAGGUUAUCUCAUUUGGAGACCAGUGUUUCCUGUCUAAUGAACUUUAAAUGACUGUAAUUUGUACGAUUGUGGGCAUCUGAUAUGAAAAGCAGGAGAUUCGGUGAGCUGACAUUCCAGCGAGGGUUUCUGCAUCUCAAAGCAGAGACUUUUCCAACCUGAGGGAUGCGGGUCAUGUGUCUGACCUUUUUGGCUUUUUAAAGAAACUAAUCGGUGUACAGAUUUGUGUUUUGUACUCGUCUCUCAGUGAUUCAGAUUUCAUCUCUGGUUUUAUCCAGGAAGAUGUUACAGGAAGGUUUUGUUAAGGAAGCCAAUCACACAGUACGGUCUUUAACAUUUUAGACACUGCAUAAAAAAAGUCUUAAUCAGUAUUUUUGUUUAAAAGACAAUUUACCACAAUUUGUUAGGUAAAACAAAUCAAAAGCUUAAUUUAAGAUAUGUUUCUCUGAAACAAAGUAAUUUCCUUCUCAAUUAAAUUUGUCUAAUUUUGGAAAAUAAGACAAAAAUACUGAUUAAUAUGAAAUGUAAUUUUGCAGUAAUUGCAUUAUAAGGCGUGUUCACACUUAUAGUGUUUUGCAGCAACAAAUUGACAGGAAGUGAAUCAUUUUUAAUCAGAUUUUGAGCAAUUUGAGGCAACAUAAAGUUAUAGUUCAUGUCUCGUGCACUGUAUUCCUUCGCAGCUCUUACAUUUAAUUUGUACUAGUAGUCAGCUGGGGAAAAAAUCCCCCACAAAAAACCUACUUUUCUUUUUUUAUUAUUUUUAUGCAGGUCAGUUAUAAAGUUAAACUUUGUGCACUUUGUCAUUUUGCAGCGGUCACUGUUCGAGUUGCCAGAAAUCGAAAACUUUCAGUGAAAAUGAAUGUAAAUGAACUUUGUCACUGCAAAUCACUAUCAGUGCAAAUGACCUUUAAGACUGAUAAACAAAGCCUUUUUUUAACGUGUUUACAUUGUUGCUGUGUGCGCAAAACACACUUAAAACUCACUUAAAUCUCACCUCUCAGCGAAGUGUGCUUCAUGUGUUUUUUUAGCAGAAUAUCUUCCCAAAUUGAACUUUGGGAAAGUGUCGUUUCAAAUGAUUUAAAAUGCCUUUCUUCUAAAUUGUACUGUCAUAAUGCCGUAGCAGUCAGCAGAUUAAUUUCUCAUCUAUUGAUUUGCUUAUCUUUGAUUACGCUAAUUAGAAAUGAAAGGUGUCAAACUCAGAAACUCACAUUUGGUUGCACUUUAUUUUGCAGUAGUAUACUUAUACUUGUGUACUUACACAAGAAAGUACUGAAUAAUAUAAGGUAACUACUUGGACUUAAUAUGGGUUACAUUUAGGUUUAGGGUUAGUACCUAGUUACUUAUAGUAAGGACAUAGUACAUACAUGCACAUUAGAACUGUCAAAUAAAGUGCUACUGAACAUUUUUACCAAGUAUUUCAUGUAUGUAUGUCUUACAGACGAACAGCAGUUACUUGUUAAUGUUUUGUCACGUUAAACUGUUACUAAAUGAAGUUAAAUUCAGUACAGAAAGUCUUCAUUCACGCAUUCACAAAGCGACUCUAAACUCAUCUUGACGACAAUCUUUACGCUAUUUAGAGCAAUCUUUGGUUGAAUCUCACUGAGAAAUAUCCAGAUCAUAUUUGAUCACAAAAUCAAAAGAAUGCAUAUUUACGACAAUGAAAAAAAAAAAAAAAAUGUUUGACCUUCAGUCAUAAAUUAUUUCAGAACAGCUAUGUAUAAACUAUUGAAAAACAUCCUUUGGCACAAAGCAGCAGCACAUCUUAGAUGUAGUGGUAAAAACAAUCCAGUGGCCAAUAGCCUGCAAUGUUGCGAUUUACCAUUAGUUCCAUCUUGGAAUAUAAGAGAAAUCUAAAUGAAGGAAUUGUACAUUAUUUAUAGUGGGCCACACUUUUUGUUUGUCUACCCUAAACGGAAGAGCUUUGCACAGAUACACUAUAACAUUAAGAGUUAAUUUAAAUGUUUAAAAAAGUAACGUUCAGGGCCACAGUUGUAUCUAAGACAUUCCAAAGAUCACCAUUUUAUGAGAAAAUACUGUUCAUACUUUGUCUUCUCAUACAUCUUUUAGUUUACUCACAGACAAGAGGGACUGUUGAAUGUUGCUCAGCUCCCAAAGAUGAAUCAGUGUAUUUUACCAAAGGCCCUUUAGAGCUUUUGGAAGUCUCCCACACGCUGGCUGAUGUUUUGGAUUGCACUAAUGAAGCACAGAAGGAAUCGGGAAACUAAUAGUUUUGCCAAAUGUCGUUUCUUUAACUGCUCUUCUUUAGUGUUGUCUGUCUCAAAUUGAUGUUUACACAGGCUGGGUGUAAAUCCAGUCCAGACCAGUUUGAUCCCUGCUAAACAGCCCAGCCUAGGGGUGUGAAAACUGGAAUAAUAUCUUUUUUUCUUCUUCUUCUUUUUUUUUUUUCUCCAUCUCCUUAUGGUUUGGGAUACAAAUGCUUUUAGAAAAUGUGUCAGCUCUAAGAAAUUAAUUACAUUUAAAUGAAUACAAUACAUGAGUGAACAUGCAUAGGUCAUAUUUCAUUCAAAUGAGAAAGAAAGAAAAAAUAGAAAUUAUAUUUUGCAGAUUUCCUGAAAUUCUUUGUUCAAAAAAACUCAACUGUUGUCCAGUAAAGAUUUUGAAGUACUGUAUUUAUACAUCAUGGUUAUAUUGUACUGCCUUAAAUUG
Sinocyclocheilus rhinocerous is the source of this 4731-nucleotide messenger RNA. RefSeq names its product GRAM domain-containing protein 4-like. Gene Ontology annotation, biological process: apoptotic process; negative regulation of toll-like receptor 9 signaling pathway. Lineage: Eukaryota; Metazoa; Chordata; Actinopteri; Cypriniformes; Cyprinidae. The transcript is spliced from 20 exons. Bases 227 to 2047 code for a protein of 606 amino acids. The record is from RefSeq and is a predicted model, not a curated record.